AUGGCGCAGAGCAAGCUAUCCACCAUACUGAGGGAUGGGGCCCUGGAUCUGGCGCCGUAUGAGGAUCUCUAUAAGCAUUUCCACGCCCAUCCUGAACUCUCACUCCAAGAGGAAUCAACGUCACAAACGGUCGCCGCCCAUCUGGCUCAACUCAAAGCUUACGAACUACACACGAAUAUUGGUGGAUACGGACUCGUCGGGAUUCUCCGAAAUGGCCCGGGAAAGACUGUUCUUCUGCGCGCAGACAUGGACGCCCUGCCAGUCAAGGAGCUCACCGGGCUCCCAUACGCAAGCACAGUUACUAUGCGCGACGGCGAUGGGAUCGAGAAGCCCGUAAUGCACGCGUGUGGACAUGACAUGCAUAUUACUUGUCUACUCGCGGCAGCUGAGACGAUGGCAACCAUCCAGCACGCAUGGAGCGGGACGUUAAUCGUGCUGUUCCAGCCCAACGAGGAACGGGGCGGUGGCGCACAAGCAAUGGUAGACGAUGGCCUUUAUGAGAAGAUCCCCAAGCCCGAUUAUAUCUUUGGCCAGCACGUCAUGCGAAUGCGCGCCGGAAGCGUCGGCUCCCGUCCUGGGACUAUCAUGGCGGCUGCCGACAGUCUCAAAAUUACCGUCUACGGGCGCGGUGGCCACGGAUCACUGCCGCAUCAGACCGUAGAUCCCGCAUUGCUUGCCGCGCAUAUCGUCGUCAGACUGCAGAGUAUUGUAAGCCGUGAAAUCGACCCAAGCGACCUGGGUGUCGUAACGGUCGGAAGUCUGCAAGCAGGGCAGACCGAGAAUAUCAUCGCGGAUCGGGCGGAGAUCGGGCUUGAUUUCAGAACCGUCAGGCUGGAGACUCGCCAGAAGAUCAUAUCCGCUAUCCAGCGUAUUGUUGAGGCUGAAUGUAUGGCAAGUGGCUCGCCUCAACCGCCAGUCUUCACUCCAACACGGCGGUUUCCACCCACCCUAAAUGACGGCGAUGUGGCGGCUGAACUAGCCGCAUCAUUCGGCGAGCAUUUUGAGGACUUUGACGGCGAUACACCGAGAACCAAUGUCAGCGAAGAUUUCUCCACGCUCGGCACUUCCCAAGGCAUUCCCUGUUGCUUUUGGUUCAUAGGGGGGAUCGAUGCCGAACUGUGGGAUAAAGUCCACCAAGACAAUCACACAGAGCAGAUCGCCGGAAACCACUCUGCCCUGUUUGCGCCUUGCAUACAGCCGACAAUGAAGGUGGGAGUCGACGCGCUUUGUCUUGCUGCCUUGACUUUCUUAACGAAAUAG
Aspergillus clavatus NRRL 1 is the source of this 1260-nucleotide messenger RNA. RefSeq names its product M20 family metallopeptidase. Gene Ontology annotation, molecular function: hydrolase activity. Lineage: Eukaryota; Fungi; Ascomycota; Eurotiomycetes; Eurotiales; Aspergillaceae. The transcript has a single exon. The record is from RefSeq and is a predicted model, not a curated record. The coding region runs from base 1 to 1260 and encodes 419 amino acids.